Amoebophrya sp. A120 is the source of this 6156-nucleotide messenger RNA. The record is from the annotation of a GenBank genome assembly. NCBI's taxonomy places the organism in Eukaryota, Dinophyceae, Syndiniales, Amoebophryaceae.
UAAAGCUUUACGCUUUCCGCUGGUUUCUUUGAUUAUAAUAGAAGUGCUUUCGUUCGUGGAAGUUUCAGGUAAAACUAAAUGUUCACGAUAAAAUUAUAAAUUGGCGCCAGUUUAUGAUUUCAAGUUGAUCAUCUUAUCUCCGAGUCCUACAGAUGAACAGGUGCCUGUGUAUUCCCCUAUAAUUUUAAUUGAGGCUAGACACCAUGUUGACAAUGAUGAACAGCAGUACCAAGAAUUUGCUCUUGUUGGAAGGCCGCGUAGGAAGUCAUAGUACAAAAAAUGCUCGUGGCCGUCUUCUAUUAGCUUUGAUUUGGUUGUUUAUUCAGCAUUGUUUUCAUGAUGUCGAUGCAGUGUUGGUGCAGCAACUACAGGAGGAGAUGGAGAAGGAGGACGAAGCCGAGUUCAACAAAGUUCUUGUGCAGGCGAAGCGAGAGGAGGAGAAGCACGAUCACCCGACGUUGGGAGAUGACGACAGUGCACCGGUGACUAUCCAGGAAAAAACACCCAUCCCCAUCCAAUUUGUCAUGCAAAACAUGCAUAAAAUCCACUAUUUGUCAUGCAAAACAUGGAUGGGGAUGGGUGUUUUUUCCUGGAUAGUGACUGCUGUGCUCGGAUCCAUGGAUGCCGCGGAGUAUCAGGAAGCGAAGGGCGUCGUGGCGCCGCUGCAGGCAACGGCUGAGCACGUGGAACAGGCACUGGAAGUUGUUGUUGGCGCAAGUAGUGGAGGUGGACUUGCUGCCAAAAAUAAGACGAGCAAUGAUCCCGAAAGGAGCAAUGUUGCAAAGAACAAAAUAAGCGCGGACCAGGAGCAUCGGGUGGAACAAGCGGCCCUCACCAACAAGGAACAGCAGGACGAGGAAGGGGAAGUAGCGGCUUCUAAUGUGCAAGCAGCGCAGGAGAUGCGUGCGCGCGGGGAGAGUCAGUCGCACAAUGGCGGGGUGUUCGUGAUCGGCGACGGGGAGCAGGUGAUUGAGGCCUCCAAUCCCUACUUCAUUCCGCACAACCAGGCGCCCCUCCACACGUGGGUGACCUGGCGCUGGACCACCGCGAGCAAAGAGUACGAGGACGAAAAGUGCGCGGUCCUCGAGAUGGCCGCCGCGGUGGCGGCACUGCAGAAAAACGGGACUGCGCGGGAGGAGAUCCGCGCAAGAAUGGUGAGCGGGAAGGAAAAGCUGCUCGACCCGAACAACCCUUGUUACAAGAAGCUGGUCGGCGAAGACUGGACGCAGGACGUCCUGGUCGCGCUGCCCCUGCCCUGUCAGGAAUUCCAGCAGAUCACGCAGGAGGUGGUGACCAAACGCAGCCAAGUAAGCGAAGCCAAGGCAGACAAACGCAUCCGGGAAACGGCGCAGAUGCGGCGCGAGCACAAACUGUGCAAUGAGUUGGGGCACUUGCGACCGGGGGAGGCGGAGAAGGACUCUCGCAUCGUUGAGAAGCAGAAGGAGCACCUCUACUACCAGCUUCCGCGCACGAUGCUCAGCUUCAGCGGUAUCCAGCUGAAAGGCUGCCGUGUUGUGGCGGGCCACCUGUGGAGCGAAUUUUACCCGGGUCAGGGCAGAGGCAUUGAAAAGGUGCUUUGGUGCUACACAAUGGAUACGAACCUAGAAAUCCUGUUGCGGCUGAUGAAUGUGGAGGGAGGAACGAGUCUCAUCGAUGGGCAGCACAAGGAAAACUUUUUUCGCACGUACUUGGAAUUUUCCAGCCUGCAGAACGUGCCGCAGCGACCGCCCCCUCACAGUCUGUACAAAGCGUUGGUGCCCGACUCGCAGAAGGCGGCGAUCGAAGGCAGGCAACAGGUCAGACGGGCCGGUGCCGGAGCAAAGAAAACGAAAAACAAAGGAUUGCUCGGUCUGCGCAGGCGGUCGAAAAAUGCUCCUGAAGACGCAAAACUAAAAUCUGAGCAAGUAGAGGUGUCGGAGGUGCGGUCCGAACACGAAGAACCGCAGAGCAGUCAAGUUGUUGCUCGUGGUCCCUUGGCGUCAACAUCAAACAAGGGCGCUAUCGCAUUGGAAGAUGUUGGUCCUGCUCGCGCAACAUCCAGUACCAGUUCCGCUUCCAGCAUUGUCGACGUCGUGGAGGACUACUAUGCCAAAGCGGAGGAGAUUAUGGUUUCUGAUUCUGCGCAAAAUUCUACUGCGGACGGCAGGAGCAGCGCCACGGCACAGAUGAGCCCGGACGUCGACACAGCCGUCACCAGCUUGGAGCCCGCCACCGCGAAGAAGAUGCCCACGAGUUCCGCCACGACCUCUUCUUUUCUCUCAUCCACCCGACGAUUAAGUCUACUGCAACGCACGAAAAUGUUGGGCGACGAGGGGGAAGGUAAUGCUAAUGAACCAGAGCUCGGCUUCCUUGGCCGCAUGCGAGCGCGGCUGAAGAAAGCAAAAACCGCGGUGGUCGACAAAGUGGCAAAGCCCGUGGCAAAGCGGGCGCGAUCUGGCGUGUCGCGCAUUAUGCGCAAGAUUAACCUUAUCCAAGGAAAAAGCUGUUUUUGUGUAACUCUACGUCUACCUCUUUCUUGGAAAUAGCAUGACAUACAAUUAUGCUUGGCAUGACACAGAUGAAAAGAACCUGUGGUCAUGCUCAUGCGUAUCUAGGGCGGAAUGAAUAAAGCACCUAGGGAACAACAAGUCGUUUACGAUGCAAAUGCAUAGACAUUAUCAAGCAGAAGCAUGACUACAAUCGUCGACCACAAAGUUACAGCUGCACGGAUUUUUUCUUGCAUAGCCCCGGUGCUUAAACCAUUGGGAGAGAAGGCACAGGAUAUCCUCCUCGGCACCGAGUAUCCUCUGCAAAAGUAAUAUCGUCGUCGUAGUACUAAUUUCGAAACCAUGUUGCAUGAGAAAUCUAGGCGUCUCCCGGAUCUGACAAAUUGAAAGUAGUCAAAUUGCAUUUUCAUUUUGAUUCUUGAUGUUUCUAAUUCUAUUUCACUCAACGCUUACAUCGGUAUCUGUCCUCCAUCCUCGUCGUUCGGUUUUCCAAAUUGUUUUUUUUCGGAUAUCCACGAAUAAACUCCUACUUCUUGUUUUCACCCUGAGCACCAGCCCAACAAAAAACUGACCCCAUUAGUAUUGUGCGGCGGGUUCGGAUAUUCCUUGAGCCAAAACGGCCACAGCAAAGAUUCCUCCUCAUGCAGUUGUAGUUUGUUUAUUAAAAAAAUAAUAUUGUGUCAGUGACGCGCGAUUACGAUACUACUUUUCCCAUGCAUACCGAGGGCAAGGAGGAAAACGUCGACAAGGAGAUGAUCGCGGCUCCGCAGAAAUUUGUACCCCGGGUCGAAGUGGUGGCCGAGCUGUGCAAGCUAUGCAUUGCAAAUAUCACUGGUUCUGAUCCUGAAGGCAAGAAAAGAGACACUUGUUAUGCACCAGUUCUUGCAUUGCAAUCGGAGAAGGUCUGGAAAUGGAACAAUGCAGCUCAUGUUGAUAGUCAUAGGUAGAGCCGGACAGCUGAUGCGGAACCUUCUCCUUCCGGUCGCCUAGUCUACUGCAUAGAGAAGUGUAGCCCUCUCCUAGAGGCGACAAAAACCAUCAGACUUCUUUGCUGACUAUGCAACGCAGGUUAAUUUUUUUGGCGUUUUGCUUUGUUAUUGUUUUCCAGCAACUGCAACGCCCCCAUCACUGGUUUGCAUCCUUUCAGAGGACCCAGACAUGUUUGCAAGUGAUACAAGCAGGAGGGGCGCAAUUUGAUGAUCAGUUGGCUGAAGCUCCCGCUGGAGAUCGCGAUUCCGUUCCUGAUCACCUGGAAGCUGGGUGCUCUGGAUAAGCUGUUUCAUAACACUUUGAUGCCGUUCAUUCAUGAGCACUCCCCGUGGGUGGAAACCCUCGUGGCUUCGGGGGUAAAUGUUGCCCGCGGGAUGACUUCGUACGCCCACGGCACGGUGUACGAGACCGCCUCUCGCUACCGGCUCCCGUUUGCAAAAUGGACGGGCUACAGCGACCCGAAGGUGGUUCUCGACAUGGUCAAGCACGAGGGCCUCUCCCAGGUCUCCACAAUGGUCGGCGUCGACCUGAAGAGCGACGACGCAUUGGACGACAGUUUGGUUGCCUCCAAGCUAACCAAAAGCUACUUGACCGAUCAUUCCAAUGCCAACAGCCUGGUGGGGGGGCAGCUGAAAACAGCGAAGGGAUGGGCGGAGGGGAAGGUCCGAGUCAUCGCGGACCAGCAACCGAAGCAGUUGAUCAUGGGCAUGGGCCACCAAACGAUUUUCAAGGAGCGCCAAAAUCAGCGUACGGGUCAGCUCGGCGCAGCGACCGAGGAAAAGCGAACCAGCGCACAGAUUCUGAGUGACCGUGCCGAUUUGGACAAAAAAAUGCUUCACAAUUUGGUGAAGACCACCGCACGGGUUGAAGACGCCACGGCAAAAAGUUUCUUGUUGAAGAAUAUUAAAUCUCCCAACGCGAUGAACAUCCAAAGUGCAGUUCCUCCAGAUGAAGAACUUCUACAACAGGAAGCUAGUAUUCCUGCAGCAGCAUCAGACGAGGAAGAUGUGGAAGGAGCAAAAAAGAAAGCUUCACGUCCUGGUGCACCGCCUCCCUCGUCUCCCGCUUCUUUGUCGGGAGCUGCCCGUGUUCAAAACCAGAACCCAACGCCGGCACGUACAACCGCUGACGAGAAGGUGGCGGAGAACAAGGGCAAGGCAGCUGCUCAGGUGGACGAGGUCCAUGAUGUUGAAACAAGUGUCACCAGCUUUCUGGCGUUUGUGCAUGCACAGUUUCUGGAGCGAGCGAGCCAACACGUGUGGUACCAAGCUGGUACUUCUUCUACACUGGGAACAAAUUCCACAGCGCUCGGUGCAUCUAGUUGGUUGGAAAAAAUCGGUGCAACUGCAACUACAUCUCAAGCAGACGAGGACCAGGAUUUAAUACUGGAGGUAAAUGUAAAUGCGGUGGACCUGAACCGUGCAUUGGCUCUGGUGGAAGAGCCAGACUUGGAUCCUAUUCUUCCCUCGUUUCUGGAUGUGGAAGAGCAUUUUGAAUUGGUGGAACAUCAUGAAGAACACGAGCAGGAGGACUCGGGUUCGAAAACCCCGAAAGCAGCCACGACGAGUGCUGGUGGAGUUACGAACGCCAAGAAGAAAACGAAGAAAAAGCUUGUUACGGUGAAGCGCGAGAAGAAGUUUCUCGAGCGGGUGAAGGAGCAAUUCUGGCAAACCGGUCCCGUUGCGGCGUUGAGGCAGUACCGCCGCCAGUUUCGAGUUGCUUUCGACGCGACCCUGAAGGGUUGCGUGAAAAGUCACUUCAACCUCAAGGAGCAGGCGAAGCUGCAGCAAGCUUACAAAGAGGCAGCACUGAACGAAACGAAAAAAUUCUUUGACGACCAUGCUGCGAAGGAACAAGAUGUACAACAUGCUGCGAAGGAACAAGAUGUACAACUACAUGCUGCGAAGGAACAAGAUGGUGCUCGGGAAGAGGUGGCUCCUGAUUUGCUGAAUACCACCUCCGAGGGGAAAGAAAGGGUGGAUCAGAUGCAAUGAAAACAUAAUCAGGAAAAAAGCCAAACUCCCAUUUGGCUUUCCAGCUCAACUAUUAUUAUUAUCGAAGUUUCCAGCUCAACUACUUAAGUACUACCUUCUCUAUCAAGGAUCAUAUUGAGCAACUUUGUUUUUUCUUUUUUCCAUUCCAGUUUUCAAAACAUUCACAUUCAUGUUGGUCUCCAGUAUCUCAGUUUGUAAUUGUAACAGUUUCUUUGAUAUCUUAAGAUAUGACAGUGUGCACGUCCAACAAAGAAGAAAGAAUGUGAAUAGAUCAGUCACUAUUCAUCCAGGACAAGCACAAGAAUGAUGAUGAUGAUGAUGAUAUGACUUUAUGUUUAUUGUUGUUCAGUCACUUUGUUUGAAUUUAAAAGGAUUUAUCAUGAUUACCAAGCAGGCACACUAAGUAAUGACUUUGAUGAGGUUGACGACCACGACGUCGCACAACUGUAAAACAAAGAUAUAUAUAAAUAAUUUGCGAAUAGACUGGUAGACGAAGAUCCAUGGAUAUUUAUGAGUUGAUGUUGAGGAUGAUCAUUUAUUUUUAGGUGGUCCUGCCCCACCUCGCGGGAAGGGCCGGUCUGCUGCGUGUAUGUGCCAAUGAAGAAAACAAAAACGUAAAGAUGUGGAUCAUGAUGGUCGUAGUUCUAAUCAUUAUCAUUCUUUGGUUUCCGGGGCCCCUAAGGUGC